Molecule: messenger RNA, 1008 nt
Organism: Dictyostelium discoideum AX4
Lineage: Eukaryota; Evosea; Eumycetozoa; Dictyosteliales; Dictyosteliaceae
Exons: 3
Coding region: 1-1008 (335 amino acids)
Cellular component (GO): endoplasmic reticulum membrane
Source: RefSeq, a predicted model, not a curated record
AUGGGCGACACAUAUUCUUUAGUUUUGGUCGCAGGUUACCUAUCAAUUUUUUUAUUCAUUGGAGCAAUAGGUUAUUUUUAUUUAAGUAAACCAAGAAUACCCUCUUCAAAUGUAAAUGAACAACAACAACAACAACAACAGCAACAACAACAACAACAACAACCUCAGAUUAAUAUAGAAGAUGAACCUCAACAACGUGGGGGUAUUGGUCGUAUGAAUUUAAGAAAUAGAAGACAACCAAUUAUUAAUCAAAGAGAUGAAGAUACAGAAUCUAGUGGAAGUGAUAGUGAUAAUAGUACCAAUAGCGAUAAUUAUGACGAUGACAAUGGUCAAGAGGGUGAGGGUGAGGAUAUUGGUGUAGUUGCACCAGGUAUUGUAUCAAAUCGUUCAGGUAAGAAAAUUGGUAAAAAGAAAUUAGAGAAAUUAAAAUUAAAAGAUGAAAAAAGAAAAGCAAGAGAGUAUCAAGAAUAUUUAAGAGAAGAAAAAAAGAAAACAGAUUUAGAAAAAGAAGAAGCAUUAAAAGAAAAAAGAUUAGAAGAAAAAGAGAAUGAAAAAUUAAGAAAGGAAGAAGAGGAAAGAAUUCGAAUAGAAAAAGAGAGAAAAGAAGAUGAAGAAUAUAAUUUAUUAAAAAGUCAAAUUUCAUUACAAGAAUCUGGAAUCACUAAAAAUGAAGAUUAUGAUAAAUCAUUAUUACAAUUAUUUAUCAAAUAUUUAAAAGAACAUAAAAUUUGUUUAUUAGAAGAUAUUGCUAUUGAAUUUAAUAUAAAAACUAAUGAAGUAAUUGACCGUAUUAAGACAUUGGAUAAACAAGGUUUAAUUUCGGGUGUAAUUGAUGAUAGAGGAAAAUUUAUUUAUAUCACUAAAGAGGAAAUGGAAGCUGUUGCAAAAUUUGUAAACAAAAAGGGAAGAGUCAACAUUGAACAAAUUGCAUUGGAAAGUAAUAGAUUAAUUGAUUUUUCAAAAAAGGUUGUUGACAAUAAUGAUCAAGAUCCAGUGGACACAAACUAA